Messenger RNA from Ctenopharyngodon idella (grass carp), 7812 nucleotides. RefSeq names its product ATPase plasma membrane Ca2+ transporting 4 (gene atp2b4). NCBI's taxonomy places the organism in Eukaryota, Metazoa, Chordata, Actinopteri, Cypriniformes, Xenocyprididae. Gene Ontology annotation, cellular component: membrane; intracellular membrane-bounded organelle. The coding region runs from base 919 to 4497 and encodes 1192 amino acids. The transcript is spliced from 22 exons. The record is from RefSeq and is a predicted model, not a curated record. Gene Ontology annotation, biological process: regulation of cytosolic calcium ion concentration; calcium ion transmembrane transport. Gene Ontology annotation, molecular function: PDZ domain binding; P-type calcium transporter activity; ATP hydrolysis activity.
GUCCCUCCCUCUCCGCCGCAGCUCUCCCAACCCUCAGACUGAAUCUCUAUCUCCCUCUUUCGAUUUCCAGCCACGGCAACCAGUGAUUGAAACUGUCUUUUUCGUUGCGCGGUGAAGGGUUGCGUUUAUCCGCACUUUUCCUGGCGGUUAAACGGGGGGGCAACAAAUAGAGCAGUUAACACGUAGAAAACAAGAUUGAAAACCAAACAAAACUUGGAUCUGUUUCGUUUGCGUUCCGUAACCAAAGCGGAACAUACCUCAAUCCCUCUUGUGAUUAUUUCCUCUUUUCUCUGGACGAGAAAAGGCUGUUGGAUUGGGUUCGAGCAGACGGGCUUCUUACUUUUCAACGACGUGGUAUAAGAAGUUUAUACAUAUUUUAGCCUAAACGCGGAGGUCACGUUUUACAUGUAGUAAAAGCGACUAAUUCCAUCCUGCUGGUUGACUGGCACCAAUUCUAAAGUUAGUUUCCAGAUGCAGAGUAAACAAACACGGUUUGCAAGCGACGAAAGACAUUGCCUGUCCGUGCAAGUGUUUACUUAGAGACCUUUUGCGUCUUUAAUCUUUGGGAGUUUUGAGGAGAGAGUUUUUGAGGAAGCUGGGCUUGUUUCUCGAUGCAUUGAAUGAAGAGGAACGUCCCAUGUGCGGCUUUCACUCUUUCUGACAACCCUUCAGGCUUAGGGGAUGUCCACGAGCUAAUCUGCUGGUGUGAGGACGAUUUGUUUUGUGGAAAUUUUGUGCCCACAAAAUAAUCAGAAGAGAAAGUUUCUCUGUGGUGCAUCUCACACAGCAAGAUCCCUUGAACUUGGGAACAUUGUAUCACCUACCUGAAGCAUUCCUUCAUCACCCAGUCUUACGUUUACAAGCGGAUCGAUUGGAAGUCUCACAUCGUGAGGCGUGACUGAAACUCACCGAGUCAAAAUGGCUAACAACACUGCAGACCACCCACCGGGGAACUCAGUCACCGAGGUCGACCACGAUGGGGACUUUGGCUGCACGAUGAUGCAGCUCCGUGAGCUGAUGGAGCUCCGCAGUGGUGAGGCGGUCAAUAAGAUUGCAGAAUGUUACGGUGAUGUGCAAGGGAUCUGCCGCAGGCUCAAGACCUCACCUAUUGAAGGCCUCUCUGGUAACCCUGCUGAUUUGGAAAAGCGCCACACAUCAUUUGGUAAAAACUUCAUCCCCCCCAAGAAGCCCAAGACCUUUCUGCAGUUGGUAUGGGAGGCCCUGCAGGAUGUCACCCUCAUUAUCCUGGAGGUGGCAGCCAUUAUUUCUUUGGGCUUGUCCUUCUACCACCCACAAGGGGAUGGCAACGACAACUGUGGCCAAGCAGCUGGGGGUGUUGAAGAUGAGGGCGAGGCCCAGGCAGGAUGGAUUGAAGGUGCUGCCAUCUUGUUUUCAGUUAUAAUCGUGGUGCUAGUGACGGCCUUCAAUGACUGGAGCAAAGAGAAACAGUUCCGUGGGCUUCAGAGCCGCAUAGAACAGGAGCAGAAGUUUACAGUCAUCCGCAAGGGUCAGGUCAUCCAGAUCCCUGUGGCUGAGAUCGUCGUGGGAGAUAUUGCACAAAUCAAAUACGGUGACCUUCUCCCAGCUGAUGGUAUCUUGAUCCAGGGUAAUGACCUGAAGAUUGAUGAAAGCUCUCUCACUGGGGAGUCCGAUCAUGUCCGCAAAUCUCUGGAGAAGGACCCCAUGCUCCUUUCCGGAACUCAUGUGAUGGAGGGAUCUGGCCGAAUGCUGGUCAGUGCUGUGGGCCUGAAUUCUCAGACUGGAAUCAUUUUCACCCUCUUGGGUGCCGGCAGUGAGGAUGAGGAAAAGAAGGUGAAGAAAGGUAAAAAACAAGGACCCCCCGAAAAUCGCAACAAAGCUAAGACCCAGGAUGGCAUCGCCCUGGAGAUACAACCUCUGAAGAGCGAGGAAGGUGCAGAGUCAGAGGAGAAGGAGGAAAAAGAAGAAAAGGAGAAAAAGAAGGUCAACGUUACCAAGAAAGAAAAGUCAGUCCUGCAGAGCAAGCUGACCAGGCUAGCGGUUCAGAUUGGAAAAGCAGGUCUCAUCAUGUCUGCAGUGACAGUCAUCAUCCUCAUCCUGUACUUUGUAAUUGAUACGUUCGGCGUCCAGGGUCGUGAGUGGACGGCGGAGUGUACUCCCAUCUACAUACAAUAUUUUGUGAAGUUUUUCAUUAUUGGUGUGACUGUGCUUGUGGUGGCCGUGCCUGAAGGGCUGCCUCUAGCUGUCACUAUCUCCCUGGCUUAUUCCGUCAAGAAAAUGAUGAAAGACAACAACCUGGUUAGGCACCUGGAUGCCUGUGAGACCAUGGGUAAUGCCACUGCCAUCUGCUCUGACAAAACUGGAACGCUGACUAUGAAUCGCAUGACAGUGGUGCAGGCUUUCAUAGGUGACACACACUAUAAAAGCGUUCCUGAACCAGAGGCCAUUAAUCCACAGACUUUGGAGAUACUGGUGAACAGCAUCUCCAUAAACUCAGCAUACACUACCAAGAUCCUGCCCCCAGAGAAGGAGGGAGGUCUGCCAAGGCACGUGGGUAAUAAGACAGAGUGUGCCCUUCUUGGUCUGGUGAUGGACCUGAAGAGGGACUAUCAGCCUAUUAGAGAUGAGGUUCCUGAGGAGAAGCUUUAUAAGGUUUACACAUUCAACUCCUCCCGGAAGAGCAUGAGCACCGUACUAAAGAACGCCAAUGGUCCUGGCUUCCGAAUGUACAGCAAGGGUGCCUCUGAGAUUGUCCUGCGCAAGUGUUCCCAUAUCCUUGAUGCUUCAGGCCAGCAACGCAUCUUCAAGGCCAAAGAUCGGGAUGAGAUGGUGCAGAAAGUGAUUGAGCCAAUGGCCUGUGAUGGGUUAAGGACCAUUUGCGUAGCCAUGAGGGACUUCACAACCGAGCCAGACUGGGAGAAUGAGGCUGAAAUUCUGAAUGACCUGACCUGCAUCUGUGUUGUGGGCAUUGAAGACCCCGUCCGUCCUGAGGUUCCUGAGGCUAUCUCUAAAUGUCAGCGAGCAGGCAUCACGGUCCGUAUGGUCACCGGAGACAACAUCAACACAGCCCGUGCCAUCGCCACCAAAUGUGGAAUCCUGCAGCCUGGAGAGGACUUCCUGUGCAUGGAGGGCAAAGACUUCAACCAGCAGAUUCGCAAUGACAAAGGAGAGGUUGAACAAGAGCGUCUUGACAAGGUCUGGCCCAAACUGCGUGUUCUUGCUCGUUCUUCCCCAACAGACAAACACACUCUGGUUAAAGGCAUCAUUGACAGCACAGUUGGAGAAACGAGACAGGUGGUGGCUGUGACUGGAGAUGGCACUAAUGACGGUCCUGCCCUUAAAAAAGCAGAUGUUGGCUUUGCUAUGGGAAUUGCAGGCACAGAUGUUGCAAAGGAGGCCUCUGACAUCAUCCUUACUGAUGACAACUUCACCAGUAUUGUCAAAGCCGUGAUGUGGGGACGAAAUGUCUAUGACAGCAUUUCUAAGUUUCUGCAGUUUCAACUGACUGUCAAUGUGGUGGCUGUGAUUGUUGCUUUCACUGGAGCCUGCAUCACACAGGACUCUCCACUUAAAGCUGUUCAGAUGUUGUGGGUAAAUCUGAUUAUGGACACACUGGCUUCUUUGGCUCUGGCAACGGAACCCCCAACAGAAUCACUCCUACUGAGAAGACCUUAUGGCCGUGACAAGCCACUCAUUUCCAGGACUAUGAUGAAGAACAUCUUGGGUCAUGCCGUUUACCAACUUAUCAUCACAUUUACUCUUCUCUUUGCUGGUGAGAAAUUCUUUAGCAUUGAUAGCGGCCGGAACACCCCUCUCCAUUCACCACCGUCUGAACACUACACCAUCAUCUUCAACGUCUUUGUCAUGAUGCAGCUCUUCAACGAGAUCAAUGCCCGCAAGAUCCAUGGAGAGAGGAAUGUGUUUGAGGGAAUCUACCGGAACCCCAUUUUCUGCUGCGUCGUACUGGGAACCUUUGCUCUGCAGAUCAUCAUUGUGCAGUUUGGAGGGAAGCCAUUCUCUUGCACGGCCCUCACCAUCGAUCAGUGGCUCUGGUGUGUGUUCAUAGGUGUUGGUGAGCUGCUCUGGGGCCAGUUCAUCACUGCCAUCCCUACCCACCGCCUCAAGUUCCUGAAGGAGGCCGGUCACGGCAUCCCCAAAGAGGACAUCCCUGAUGAGGUGCUAACUGAAGGUGCGGAUGAAAUUGACCUCGCUGAGAUGGAGCUGCGCAGGGGACAGAUCCUGUGGUUCAGAGGACUCAACCGCAUCCAGACUCAGAUUAAGGUGGUGAACGCAUUCCGUAGCUCCCUGUACGAGGGCCUAGAGAAGCCAGAAUCCAGAAGCUCCAUCCAUAACUUCAUGUCCCACCCUGAGUUUGUACCCCUGUCCGAGGAGGAACCCCGCGUCCCCACGAUAGAUGAGGGCUGUGUAGAGAUCGAGCAGCUCCCCUCCUCUUCCAGAAAUGGAGGUGGUGGCGAACCCCCAGACCGCUCUCUUCACAGCCAGGAAUUCUGCGUGUGACCCUCCCACCAUCCUCCAUUCUUCAGUGCAACUGCCCCAAAAUCAUCAUCUUUUUUUGUUCUGUUUUAAAACACUCUACCGGUGGAGCCCUGCUGAUGCACAUCUGAGAGACAGCAGCACCUACAGCAGCUGAUGGGGCGUCCAUGAUCCCUUUGUCCUCUCCUCCAUCUCCCCCACUCCUCUGCCCCUCUCGACUUGCACUGUGUCGGCGGCAGCAGCAGCGCUCUGUAAGUACAUGCGGCUGUCCUUCAGCCCAUGUGACGCAUGGCCUAACUUACACACUAGAGGGCGAAGCUGCGGCAAACGCCCUCUCUCAGCCUGUCACUGGCAUUUUUAUCUCUUCUACAGUUCUGAGUUUUCUCAUUUUUAUAUUGUCAUGUCUCUGGUCUUGUGUAAUGCUGUAAUCAUUUAUGUUAUUUGUCCCAGGACUCUCAUUUACAUAGUUUUUUUUUUUUUUUUUUUUUUUUUGCUGAUACAGUCGAUUGCGUUCAUGCACUCAAUUGCUGUUUUAAUAGAUUUCUUCUUUUCUCUCUCAAUUUGCUGUUUUAAGGUGGAUUGAAAAACAUGGCAGUAAAGUUACCCAUGUUCUUUUAGUUUUUAAAAUGAUUUUAUGUUCUAAUGGACAUUUUAAGUUGUUCAGACACACUACGUUCUUGUCAUGUUUUCAGACAUUGUGACAUACGAUGCUGUUAGGCUCAUUUUGGGUGUUCUGUCACUUUAUAUGUACAGAUGUAAGGCUGCUAUAGUGCACGUUAGCAGAAUAAAAGACUAUAAUAAACUUGUUUGAUAGCCAUGACUUUAGAAUACCUGAUUGGCUCUUAAGGGGGCAGGGAGGGUCAUCCAACACAUCAUCUCAUUGAAAUCACACCCACCGGGCAUCUCUAGUCUCUUGUUUAAUGCUCAUCUGCCUCAAAACAAAUGCCCUGGCUAAUUGACCAAGUACUUUAUCAAAGGUACAGCACCUCACCAUAGUGUGCAUGUAUCUGUCUUUAGGCUCAUCUGUGUCUGAUUGUAUAGGAAUGGGAAUUGCAAUGCUAAUCUUUGAGAUUUCGACUAACGACUAGAAUUUUCCUUUUACUUGUUUCUUCGUUCAGAAAAAAAAAAAAAGCGGUAGAAGUGAUUCUUUCAAAUCCAGUCUUUUUCUCACCUCAGUUCUGCAGGUAGGUGUUCUCCUUGUUAUCUAACAUCAGGCUGUGCUCUUCAUAAGGUCCAAGUUACGCAGAGAGCACUGAUAGAGCUCCAAAAUCCCAUCCUUGAGCUUAGCCUCCAAGGGUAACGAUACUGCACGUAGUAAGCAUGCUUUUGCUAUUAAAAAAGUAAAGAAAACACUCCAACACACAAUAGCAUGCGGCAAGGGCCUCUGUUGGACCCUGUGAGCUCUGUUGAAACCUGGAUAACAAACUAGAUCGGACUGUUUCCGUAAAAGCGCGGCCUCAACAACAUGUGCUUUUUAUUAGCUAAAACAUACUACUGCCACAGACCAACCUUUUGCUCAUACCAGUCUAGGUUCAAUGAAUUCCUCAAAUUACACCUUUUUCUACUUGCUCAGAGCCAUAUUUUAUAGAUUGUUCUUUUAUAUCCCAUUGUUUUUGCAGUUUAUUUUGUAUUUCCAACCAAAUUCGAAAAACACACAGAGAGUCACUGCCUAGAGAAAAAAAGGCAGGGGGGAACAAAACAAAAAAAACUAGAUGGACCACUUUAAUGUUUACGGAACGGUUCCACAGCAGUCGGCUAAUGCUGCACUUCCCCCUGCUGGCAGUUUUUGUUAUUUCGCUUAAGUGGAACAUGGUAUGUUAUUGUGGGGAAGCAUGCAUGAAUUUCAUAUAAAACUCAAUGUUUUGUUCCUUUUUUACAAUUGUUCUGUAUUUUUAUAUUAAGUACUUUUUAAUAUUUUGGAAAAAAUAUAAAUAUAGGUGUAUAGGCCAGAGAGUUUGGUGAGAUGACAAAUUAGCAAAAUAAGCAGUUGAGUACAUAUUGCAGUUAUUUAUAUAUAUAUAUAUAUAUAUAUAUAUAUAUAUAUAUAUAUAUAUAUAUAUAUAUAUAUAUAUAUAAAUUUAGGCCACGUUUGUAACCACAUGCGGUGUCAGAUUCGAUGUCUGAGCUGAGAAAGUUACGUGUUUACUGUAAAGUCAAGGGGUCUGGUCGAGUUCUCAACAGAAGAGCGAGCAUUUAUUGGCCUUAUCCCAAUUUGUGUACUCCAAACCUGCAGCGACAGAUAGAUGUGCUGGCCAUGCAAAGUCUUUCAAAUAUUCAAGUAAUUCAAGUUGCCACAUAAUUAGAAUCUAUUAGACUACAGUAGGAAAUGUUAAUUAAAGGUUUUGAGGUCUUCAAAUUCAACUUCUGUGUUCUUUUAGACUGAAAACAUUGUAAUUUAUUUGCGAUUUCCAAAUGACCCAUUAAAGUAGCAAAGAGUCGGCUAUGGAAAAUAAUUGAGAUUAUUACUUAUCAUUACUCUGUGUUUUCAUUAUUUUUAACUUCGAUUUGUCUUUGUGAAAAUGUUUUUUGUCAUACUCUGGAUACAAAUUAAGCAUACAUACUGUAUGUUACACAAAAGUACAAAUGUAUAUGACUUCAUGUGGAAGCAGUCAAAUGGUUUCCAGUUAGAGCUUUAUAUAAAUUCUGCCAAAGUGUUGCUUUGUACAGUCAGUUCUGACAUAUGUCUUUGUUCUUGUUCAUUUAGAAUAAUUUAUAACUGGAUUUCAUCCUUGUUUGAAUUCCUAAUGUUUUUUUCGUUUUGUUUUGUUUUUUUCUCUCUCUCCAUGAGGAUCUGAAAUAUGCCCCCUUCAGUUUUAUUUCUUCAUUGCUUGGACAUGAUUGAUGCAGAAAAAAAGGGGGGAAUGAUCAAAUUGUCUUUAAUUCUUUUCUCUUUUUUUGGUUCCCUGUAAUACCUUUUUAGAACAAUUUCUGUUAUUGCACAUGUUUGUCAUGCAUUGUGUAAACCGAGCAUUGCUUCAAGGUGCCGUGCAAUAACUGAAUUUUAUCGCAUUACUACUCUACUGACGUUGUCUGACAGUUCUUGUUUGUUUUGGACGGGAGGUAAUGAUUCACCACAGCUGUAAAUAAAAGAUUGUGUUUUAAAACUGGAAUAUAACAUUAAGUUAUAACCACUUAUUUUGCAUAUAUUUAGUCCAAUUACAUCUGAUGUUGAGUGAAAAUGAAAAUUGUAUUUGAUUGUGGGGGAAAGCAGUCAAUAGAACAUCCAAUUUCUGUAAUUCAUAUGAAACACAGUAAUAUACACUGGUGUUAUUUUUGUAUAAACAUAAUAUCAUCUAUGUGGCAUGCAUUACUUAUAAACAAAUUGGUGGUUCAAAGCAA